Molecule: messenger RNA, 1011 nt
Organism: Glossina fuscipes
Lineage: Eukaryota; Metazoa; Arthropoda; Insecta; Diptera; Glossinidae
Gene: mRpL35
Product: 39S ribosomal protein L35, mitochondrial
Exons: 2
Coding region: 351-926 (191 amino acids)
Biological process (GO): translation
Cellular component (GO): mitochondrion; ribosome
Molecular function (GO): structural constituent of ribosome
Source: RefSeq, a predicted model, not a curated record
CGGGAAUUUGAACGGUAUGUUUGAGGAAAAUAGUUUCAAGUAAGGUUCGAGAGGUUGAACAAAACGUCUUACAACAUAUUUCUACGACUCUCUUAAAUUUAAUAUUUCCGUUUACGCAAAAUACUGUAAUCGUUUACGAGGAAACCAUCGAUUUCAGGUCUUACACGUUUGUGUGUGUUUUUCUUAUGCAAAAAGAAAACAUCCCUGUUAGAAAAAUUUAACCAAAGCCAUUGCUUCUCGUAUCCAUCAGAACGUGAUUUUUCCAUAUGUUGCAUUUCAUAUUAAUGAAGUGAAGUUUGUUUAUUGAGGAAUGAUUAUUUAGCCCGUAAUUUUACUUUAAUAUAACUAAAAUGUUGCGAUAUUUAUGCGCGAACGCUCUUCGCAUAAGAUCGUCGGGUCUCAAUUAUUUGACAUCGCUGUCGAGUAGAAACGGAUCCGUAUCAAUGACACCGUUUUUAGAUAAACAUCUUAUGGGAAAUACUUUCCAGAAAAGCUUUUAUUCGCUACUUCAAGUUCAGAAGCCAAGUGUCACUCAUUACCAAAUUCCUUUAACUAUUAUACCGGGGAGUUUGAAUGCUGUUGCAGCAAGUAAGCAGCUACAGAUUUGUCGUAGUGUUACAAAAUUCUCCUUGACUAAAGGUAAGCGCAAGUCAGUUAAAGCAGUACUCAAACGCUUUAAACGUCUGGACUGGGGCGGUUGGAUACGUACACGCACCGGUCGACAUAAGAAGAUGUUUAGGAAAUCGAACGCAUUGAAACGUCGCCUGCGCCAACAUGUGUUUGUUAAUGCUACACAAGCACAUUUGCUCGAUAAAAUGGUAACGAGCUUUUGGCGUCGUCCAAAAUAUUGGAUUGAUGAUCCUUACGCUCCCUAUCACCGUCGAGACGAAUAUUUCGCUACAAAACGUAAGGAAUUUAAGGUAUAAAUCUUUAUUUAUUCUAUGGAAAUUAGUAAAUCUGAGCCAUUAUCGCACUUACUAAUUGAAAAUAAAGGUAAAAUAUAUACCGUUU